This is a messenger RNA of Paramecium octaurelia, 487 nucleotides long. The record is from the annotation of a GenBank genome assembly. NCBI's taxonomy places the organism in Eukaryota, Ciliophora, Oligohymenophorea, Peniculida, Parameciidae.
ACAUUAGCAUCUGGUAGUGGAGAUAUGUCUAUCCGUUUAUGGAAUGUUAAGACAGGAUAAUAAAUAGCUAAAUUAGAUGGCCAUUCAUCAACAGUUUAUUCAGUCAAUUUCUCACCUGAUGGAAAUACAUUAGCUUCUGGUAGUGAUGAUAACUCUAUUCAUCUUUGGAAUGUAAAAACAUCAAAGGAAAUACUCCAAUCAGAUAGCAGCUAUAAAGAUUUGCUUGCCUAGUUCAACAUACCUCUUUAGAAUAGCUCCUUAUUGCCAAAUUGUAUGUAUUAUUAAUUAUUUUUAGUUAAUCCUUAUUGCACAAUACUUGUAAUAUGUUAGAAUCCUUGGUUAGAAGCAUCAGGAACACUUAUCUUAUAAGGACAAUUCAUAAAUUAUUAAGGGAUAGAUUUAAAACCAUUGUUUAAAUCUAAAGGAAGUUGCUUUUUAGAAGACUUAAAGCAAAAGUAGUGAAUUUGAAUAUUCAUUAAAAACAUUG